Tribolium madens (black flour beetle) is the source of this 1714-nucleotide messenger RNA. RefSeq names its product DDB1- and CUL4-associated factor 10 homolog. The transcript has 6 exons. Gene Ontology annotation, molecular function: protein binding. The record is from RefSeq and is a predicted model, not a curated record. NCBI's taxonomy places the organism in Eukaryota, Metazoa, Arthropoda, Insecta, Coleoptera, Tenebrionidae. Bases 135 to 1688 code for a protein of 517 amino acids. Gene Ontology annotation, cellular component: Cul4-RING E3 ubiquitin ligase complex.
AAUUUUUACUAGAAACUAAACUUGACAGAUGUUUGACGUUUCGACUUUUACAACAACAAAUAUGUGUAAAAUGCAGUUUUUAAAAUAAACUGAAUUAAUUUUGAAAGUAUUAUGUAAUAUUGGGAAACGUUACAAUGAGUAACCCCCAACCAUCGUCCCGUAUAGCCCACAAUCCUACUUUUAAGCACAGUUUAAAUGAAAUCCUGCGAAUGCGAGAAUUAGGACUAAAAUCAUACAUUGGCUGUGACGACGAUAUUUAUGCUAAACUGUACAAUAAAAUUGAUUGCUAUUCUCUGGAGGGUAAACACAAUCCUGGAAAUAAGGGUGGAGGAAUUUUUAACUUGGAAUUUAGCCUUGAUGGAAAACUUCUAGUAGCUGCAUGUGAACACAGUUGUGUAUUAAUUUAUGAUGCCUCCACACAAAGGUUGAUAAAAACGAUGGAAAAAGCACACGAUAAUUGCGUAAAUUGUGUCAGAUUUCUGGAUGAUAGACAAUUCGCCACGUGUUCAGACGAUAACACUAUCAAACUGUGGGAUACUCGGAAUUUAAAAAAUGAGACGAAAACUUUACAUGGGCACUCAAAUUGGGUCAAGAAUAUCGAAUUCUCGGAACGUGAUAAUGUAAUGGUAACGUCAGCUUUUGAUGGGAGUAUUUAUGCUUGGGAUUUGAAAAGCCCAACUGAGAAUAGUAUGCUGUAUGAUAAAGUCUUCCUAAUGAAUGGCCUUAUGAGGACAAAAUUGUCUCCAGAUGGUUCAAAAAUGGUCAUAUCAACUACUAGUGGUUACAUGAUUAUUGUCCACGACCUUAAUUUAGCCACACUAGCUAACGAUUUCAGAUCAUUUAAGCCAGUUCUAUACCGUCUGAUGCAAAUGAGUGGUCAGAGCUUUCCCGCGGGGACUAUUUUUAAUUAUUUAUUUCUUCCAUCAAGGCGACGAAAUCGAGUCGAGUUUAUUGACGAUUUUACAAUAGAUGCGGAAGUUAUAAGUUCGUUACAAAUACAUCCCCACGGUUGGAACGCCGUUUCGAGAAGUUUGAGUGGGAACGAAAGUGAAGAGGCCACUUGUGUUCAUGAUAUUCAAAAACGCGAAGUCUUUAUGUUCCAAUACGAAAGCUGCGAUAAUUACGAUUUGGACGAAGGUGAAGCGUCUCAGAAUUCCGAUUCUGAUGAAGGCACCGCAAAUCCAAGACCGACAGAUCUCUGGAUGGGUUACAUCUCGAAUUAUCAGUAUACAAGUGAUAGACAAGCGCAGCCAAAUAUGUUUGAGAAUCUCCAAUUGCCCUCAAUGGGAAUUAUUAAUAGUGGACUGAUUGGUAGAAAUAGUUACAGUGAUUAUUUCCAACAACAUCCAGAAGAACGUAACAAAGUUAUAGUGAAUUUACCUCGUUUGACUCAUUAUAUUAAAGAAGAGAACGUUGGGAGAGGAUACAUCAAAGAGCUGUGUUACUCACCUGAUGGCCGAGUCAUCUGUUCUCCGUAUAAUAAAGGAAUUAGACUAUUAGGUUUCAGUGAGAAAUAUGAAGAACUGUCUUAUUGUGUGCCUGAAAAACCCAGACAAUUGACAACGCUGCUAGAACUGAACGAUUAUCACAGUCAAAUUGUUGUGUCUUGUAAAUUUAAUCCUAGGAAUUUUAUGUUGGUUAGCGGUUGCCUCAAUGGAGAGAUUGUGUGGUAUAAACCAGUUUUAUAAAUUUGUUAAAACUAAUUUUUCAAUAA